AUCACGAUGUCCUCCGCGAUCACACUCAAUUUUCCUAAGCGCGUGCGGAUAGCUGGCGAGCAACUUACUGGGACCGUUGAUAUCAACGUCCUGAACGCGCAAGAAGAAGACAUCGAGCAUGUGAAGAUUAAGUUCAGGGGCGCGGUUCAGACGUAUACCGAACGUAGCUCAGGUCAAUCGACAAGUACAUACCGUGCCAACAUCCCUCUCAUACGUGAAGACAUCCCCCUAUGGACGCGCGGUCAAGCGUUUCCAGCCCCAGGCAGCCAUGUUUUGACCUUUCCAUUCAAGUUCCAGCUUCCAACCGACCUCCCGCCUUCGUUCCACGCUCAACGCGUGAGCAAGCGCGCGAACGUCACGUACUUCAUCGAGGUCGUCGGUGCCCGGGAGGGAAUACUGCACUUAAACCGACGUGUCCGCGCGGUCAUCGCCGUCAUACCUGCGGGAUGGCCGAUGUAUGUGCAGCUCCGCCAGGCCCUGAUGGAUGGACCACCGGACGGGUCCAAUAUCGGAUGGAAGACGCAUACCCUCUCGGACUCCAUACGGACGGGAAUAUGGGGGGAGUACUCGCAGGUUACCGCAAACCUGCGUUUACCAGACAUCCCCGCUUUCCCUUUCGGAACGCCCAUACGCGUCCACUUGGACGUCACCACCGUGACCAAACCACUGAAACCGUCGGACGUACCUGACGAAGGAGAUGAUAAGCCGUUGUUCCCCGCUCCUCCGAUCGACCCUAGCUCGGUUACCCUCCGCGUCGAUAUGACGGCGAAAAUGAAAAGCGGGCUCAGUCGGACCAUCACGGACACGAUCAUCGACCACGGCGGUCCGAUCGGCGGGUUUGGACUGCCAGGCCCGUAUGGCCCUCACGUUCGAUAUUGGCAAGAAAAGCCGAUAUGGACGACCACGACGUUGGAGCCCAAGCGCAAGAAACUCUUCGGGCGAGAGAAAGAGGGCGAAGAGCGGCGGAUCUGCACGCGUACGACGCACUUCGAGACGAUCAUCGACCUGAAGUGUUCUCCUUCGUUUCAAACCGACAUCAUCACGACGUCGCAUACACUCCAUCUAUGCGUCCCGUUCCCUGGUAUCGGCAACGAUCUGAAGUGCGACAUUCCUAUCAGUAUCGUCUCGGGGGUUCCGCCUCCGUCGAUUCCAUCACCGGCAAAUGUUCCACGUCCAGACACAAGGGAGCCGGACCGCCCCACUGAGGAUGAAGACAGGCACGACUCACCACCGGACUUCGAGACGGCGCUGACGAUGGACUUGCCUCCUGCGUACUGGACGGCUGAGCACCAUGAUUUUGGCGCGGACGACAAGAGCUAGUGGACGGUAACCGCGAUUCUUGCGGGUACCUUCGCAGUUAUGCUCUUGCCCUCUUCAGCACAUCUAUCGGGAGUAGUUGCGGUUACUUUCGACCUGGCAAAAGCGGGUAUCCACGCACGGGUGGCGAGAUUCAAUACUCCCGGGUGAUCACUCUGGCAUCUUGCGAAACAACGCCUUGCAAAGCCAGAUAUCCUUUGGCGCGGCUGAUCAGUGAUGGUGGUGUUUUGGUAUUGGGUCAAUGCCAUGGUAACUGGUUGUAUACCCCCAAUUCUUCCCAUCCAGGGAAUCGGAGAUUGCGUCCAUAAGGGAUAGAAAAC
Punctularia strigosozonata HHB-11173 SS5 is the source of this 1637-nucleotide messenger RNA. RefSeq lists its product as uncharacterized. Lineage: Eukaryota; Fungi; Basidiomycota; Agaricomycetes; Corticiales; Punctulariaceae. Gene Ontology annotation, cellular component: cytoplasm; plasma membrane; cytosol. Gene Ontology annotation, biological process: ubiquitin-dependent endocytosis. Gene Ontology annotation, molecular function: ubiquitin protein ligase binding; protein-macromolecule adaptor activity. The transcript has 5 exons. The record is from RefSeq and is a predicted model, not a curated record. Bases 7 to 1320 code for a protein of 437 amino acids.